Frankliniella occidentalis (western flower thrips) is the source of this 1955-nucleotide messenger RNA. RefSeq lists its product as uncharacterized. The record is from RefSeq and is a predicted model, not a curated record. Gene Ontology annotation, molecular function: protein binding. NCBI's taxonomy places the organism in Eukaryota, Metazoa, Arthropoda, Insecta, Thysanoptera, Thripidae. The transcript is spliced from 3 exons. The coding region runs from base 237 to 1664 and encodes 475 amino acids.
GCCCCGCAUUCCGCCACGCUUGCACUCUCUCCCCUAUAUCUCCUCGGCCCUCUGUCCACGCCACGCAGCUCGUGUGCGCGGCUGCACCUCAUCUCCAAGGAGACUUAUGGUUAUUGGACUCUUAGAUGAAAACUGGGCGAAGGCGGCGAGGACGCAACGCGCUGGUGGCUGAUUGACGUCAAGUACUGAAGCGUUUCUCCCGCAGUUUGAAGUCACUCUCUGCAUCUUUAACUAUCAUGGAACACCUCCCGGACGACGUGUUGGUGGCUGUGAUGCAGUAUCUGGGCGUCCAAGACCUGUUUGCCUGCCGCCUCACCUGCAAGAGGCUUGCCAGCCUGGUGCUGCACCGGGACGUGUGGCGAGUUAAAGACAUUUCAGAUUCUGAGGGUUGUGUAUGCCCCGUGCUGCACCUCGCACCGUGCUUACGGAGAUUAUCUGUCUGCUUUCCGAAAACGAGAUGCAGAGACGCAUACACUUCGACCAGGUGCGCUGUAGCAGAAUUGAAAAUAAGUUUCCGGAAAAAGUCUGGUGCGAUGCACGCGACAGCGGUGAUCUGCAGGCAGGAAGCUCUCGGACGGCUAAAGAACAUUGGAAUAUUAUUGGAUAAGAAGACUGCUGACCUUGCUGCUGACGCGGACGAGUCCAUAUUGUUAAGGACAUUAGCUUCGACGUCCGGCUUGGUAGGGCUUUUAGUCUUUGGCAUAAGCCUACCUACCACGGCCCAAGCUAUGAUGGGCAUCACCGUGUCGACGCCGUCCCUACAGCGUUUCGUAUGUGAUCUGUGCCCCAACUCAGAGCACUUUGUAAACUUCAUUCUGGCCGGACACGCUUCCACUCUCGAAUCGGUGGCCCUAACUUGCUCGGCCGGUGUUGCUGGCCUAACCUCGACUGCGCCCUUGCUGGCCAGCCUGCCCAAUCUACGCGUCUUGCAGUCCUGGCACCUCGUCGGGAUGGGGGCAGUGGCAGCCUGUGAGAAGCUUAAUGAGCUGAGAAUCUUCGUGUCUAGCCGACGUGAAGAUGAACCUGUCGAGGGGGCUGCAGACCUCCUCCGACGCGCUAAGCACCUUAAAAAGGUGCAGCUAAGUUAUUUUCCCCCGGCCAGAAGCGCGGAGGACAUUGGUGUGGACCUCGUGACGGUCCUGGCCGCAGGUCGGUCACGGUCACAUCUGGAAAGUCUUUGCAUUGAAAACUCUCAACUUCGUUCCAACGAACAUCACUUCCCACAACGUGAAGCGCUCCUCCACGCCCUACCCUCACUGUCGGCCUUGGUUCACCUGAAGGUUCUCGCCGUGGUAGAUCCGGACGAGCUUUUGCUGGCCAUCAGGCCCGACAUGGUGCCUGCUCUACAACAUAUUGGUGUGCGCUUGCCGAGAGAGAAGUGCGCUCACGCAUGGAUCCACAGCCACACGGCCAGAGCAGUGCUAAAAGUGAACCCCUCGAUCCAUGUAAAGUUGGACGCGCUGACGCCCGCCUGCAGCCUCCAAACCUGUCAGGCGUGCGUACUUGGCUGCCACGAAGUAAUGAAGAGCCGAAAUCCUGACAAAUAUAAAAAAUAUAAACUAACGUCAUUUACUGUUUUCUCUCACGACCCGAUGGACAAAUGUGCCCAGAGCCACACAGUUGUCAAUGAAAAUACUCUCUGGAUUCACAUUCCUGUUGUAUAAAAUACUAUUCACAUUGUCUCUAAGGCAACUCCUAAAUUAUUCUCUCGUUUCGUUAGAUGUUAACUUGCAGCGGACGUACACACUUUGGGUUUCCAUGUUUUAUCUAGACCUUAAGUAUUAACAGGGCACUAUCUCAGAAGACUUUUCAUGUACCCUCUCUAACGACUUUUCUGUGUUUAAUUUCUUGUGUGAUUUUAAGAUUGUCAUCUCGUUUUUACGAUUCAAAGUGAAACGAAACGAAGUUUUACGAGUGACAAGUGUGAUUGAAAAAAUAAAGUGAUUUCUUGUUUA